UAGCGCCCGUGAUUAAUCUUACCUUUAACCGUGUUGGCAUGACCGUCGAUCAACUCCGGUGGUUCUCAGGAAAGGAGGUCCAAACUGGACAGCUAGCAAAUACAAAAGCGGUGUUUUCCUGUAGAUACCCAUUGGUUCGCUCUAUGCAUUCAUCGUCAUUUACGCACCGAAGUCAUUGAUGGACGUUCAAGUACCAGACGACAUUGUUCUGCUGCUUCUACAGUACUGUGAGGUUCCCGCCCUCCUGAAAUUCAGACAGACGUGUAGGAGAAUUCACUCAAUCUCCCUCGCGAAACAGCUAUGGGUGAUCCUCUACUUCCGCCAUGUCGUAGGACUUAACCUACCUACCCCCACAUACUUGAAUGAGAUCGAUUCACUUUCUGCAACGCAGCUGCAAGCAUUCGUUCUUCACGCACUGAGACUGUGCGCCCGUACAAUUGAAAAUCCUGAUCAUUUCUCCCCAACCAUCGUUCCAUUUUAUCGAACGAGUUCGAUAACAUGGGUUCGCCUCAUACUCUCGACAUGGCUCUUGGUUGCCUCAUCCGACCGCGCCACCAGCAGUAUUGCACUCUGGUCGGUCAACGAUCUUCUAUUAUGUCAACAAUCUCCGAAGCCAGUUACGGAAGCCUAUCUUGAGGCACCUGUGAGCAACGGCGUAAUUGAUAUUAUCGAUGGGCACGUCUUCAUUGCCUUGGAACUUCGUGGAAGAGUUCCCACAGUCGAAGUGUUGACGAUAAUGCACCAUGACGAGCAGCCGACAUUUCAACGUCUACAAGGCAUUUCCAAUGUGUCCCAUAUUCGUUUUCUCCGGGGCCCAAUGAUAGGAGCGUCGCUGCAUAAUAAUAUCAACAUCCCCUGUGUGCUAAAUUGGAGGCAUGACAUUACCGAGAGAUUGCGAGCCGUUCCCGAUUUAGAGGGUGGCUCUGUUGCCAUGCAUAUGGAAGACGAUUGGAUCGCUGUGGUUCGACGACAAGUGAUCGAGGUUUGUAUAUUAUGCCCUGAUGAGGGGGGUGACUAUCGUUUCUGGAGAUCCGUUGAUUUACCCCACAAAGUUGGCUCUGCGGCGUUCUCCCCUACGAUUUGCCGAGAUUCUUCGAAUUCUAGGAGUCCACUGAGGCUAUGCAUCGCCUGCGAUGAUGGAAUCUUUGUUUAUCAACUUGACUGCGACCUGUCAGUGGGUUCGCUAUCCCUCACCAUAUUAUGGCAUUACACCGCCCCUCGAACGGACGAGUACAUCUUGGAGGCGUCUCAGGUGUCAUUUGGAGUGACCGAUGGAACCGUUUCUUUCCUCCUGGGUGCUGAGGAAAAUUUGGAGCAGCCAAUCACUUUUGCUAUGGCUAGAAUCCCUGUCGGUGAUAGCGAUGCGAAGCCACCAACGUUCGAUUGGUAUGAUGACACAAUGCCUAGUCAGUACUGCAUGGGUAUUCGUGAUUACGAUGAAUCGCGAGGGAUCGCAGUCUUUGGAAAUGCCUUCGGUGAACUGGCUCUGUAUGAUUUCAGUGGCUCAGAUGCGUCUUUGUUUGAGGGCACUUUCCGGGAGCUGAGCUUUACCUUAGAGGUCGGGGGUCUCCUUCCUACAGUGACUGCUGCCUCUAUCUUCAUUUCUAUUGUUGCUGAAAUGCGUGGUAGGAUCCAAUUGCAUCCACGCCGGCACCCCCAUUUCCCUAUAGCGGAUCUUUCUGCUUGGAGGAAUGCGAGCCGAUGAUUUUCGAUUUUUGGAAAUCCUAUAGGCUUGCUGAUGUACCGGACAGAUGGGAAACGGACUUUGAAGAUACACAAUGGUUCAGUCUUUUCUCAGGUGAAGUACGGGUCAUGAGCUGGGACGCCUGGAGCCUGGAAAAUGCCAGUCACUACUAUGGUCGACCAAUCCCUCUCCUACGAAAGGGGUUCUGAGACGAUAUACUCGAAGAUGUCGCGCUCAGGGUCAUCGAAAGGAAGCAUUUUGAUGACGACGUCUCGAUGUUCAUUGUUAAUAGCGGGGUAGACAGCAAGCUGAUAAACGCAGAGGGAUGAGUAUGAUAGAGAGCAAAUUUGGAGGAAGGAACAUCCGUCCAUCUGGACUCCCGUUCCGAGCAUAUGAAUGGGGGAAUUCCACUGGGUCCUUACUGAGCUCAUAAACGGGUGAGCCUUGAGGGAUAAUAACUCCGUCAUGGCUAGAGUGUUGAGGAUAUAAGGUAUAACAUGGCUCCAACGCAGUCCAAACGAGGUCUCUCUUCGAAUGAAUUCAAAAUCGAGAAAAGUCAAUCACCGGCAGACAUAAAAGAAGAUUUCCAGC
Messenger RNA from Somion occarium, 2275 nucleotides. NCBI's taxonomy places the organism in Eukaryota, Fungi, Basidiomycota, Agaricomycetes, Polyporales, Cerrenaceae. The record is from the annotation of a GenBank genome assembly.